Molecule: messenger RNA, 1139 nt
Organism: Astyanax mexicanus (Mexican tetra)
Lineage: Eukaryota; Metazoa; Chordata; Actinopteri; Characiformes; Acestrorhamphidae
Gene: lrrc18a
Product: leucine rich repeat containing 18a
Exons: 2
Coding region: 220-978 (252 amino acids)
Molecular function (GO): protein binding
Source: RefSeq, a predicted model, not a curated record
UCGCCUUCACCGACACGUCUGAGUGAAGAGGCACUUUCUCUAAAGUUUCAGCUGGAUAUGUGAAGCUGGUUUAAAGUAAACUUAGUAAAAUAUAUCUCUCUUUUGAAACAGAAAUGAACGAACUCGUAACGAGAACGCCUGGCUGACUUCAAUACAAACAAGGAUUACAGACAACGCAAGUGACCUCUUAGACUCAGCUACUAUUAAUGACACUGCACCAUGGCGAAGGGGAAGAAGAGUGGACCAAAGGGCAAAAAGAUCACCCUCAAAAUGGCCAGGAACGCCCUCAGAUUAACUCCUGAAGGAAAACGACGGUUGGACCUGAGCAACAUGGGAAUCGACACCGUUCCCAAAUGCCUCUUGAAACUGUCGGAUGUGGAGGAGCUGGACCUGAGUCGCAAUCAGCUGAAGAAGAUUCCAGACUUCAUUGGUCAGAUGACCAGCGUCCACUGGCUGGACCUCCACAGCAACUACAUCCAGCAGCUGCCGAAGAACAUCGAACAGCUGGACACCCUGCGUCACCUCAACCUGAGCAACAACAGGAUCAACUCCAGUGGAUUACCUGCUGAAAUAGGCAACCUGAGGAGCCUGCAGACCCUCAACCUGGGCAUGAACCGACUGACCACUCUGCCCCCAAGCAUGGCUGCUCUGAGCAACCUGAGAGAGCUGGGUCUGUUCGAUAACCAGCUCACUGCUAUUCCAGAAUAUAUCCGAGCGCUGCCCAACCUGAAGAAAAUCAACACCACACGCAACCCUAUAGCCUGCGCUCAAGGAGACAAAAAAGAUGUCAAGGCAAGCGAGGGUCUGUUCCUGGUGAGGGAGGAGGACCUGUGUGAGCUCUGCCUGGAGAAGUAUAAGGAGGGGAGAAAGAGACUGAAUGAGCAAAGGUUUUCAGAUCAGUCUCAGAAGAGGGGUGCUUUCUCAGGGCUGAUCACACCAAACUCAACAGCGCAGAGAAACCAGGAGCUGUGGCGAUAAAAACCACUGCCUUAAGACCAGCUUCUAAACAGCAGCAGACUGACCUACCUAAGAAUUAUAUGGACUUUCAUAUACUGCACAGACUGUGUAAUAAGACCGUUCAGAGCUGUAAACACUGCAAAUUGGUCAUGAAAUAAAAGAACAAAAAUGUUGACUGAAAA